Messenger RNA from Aspergillus fijiensis CBS 313.89, 1017 nucleotides. RefSeq lists its product as uncharacterized. The record is from RefSeq and is a predicted model, not a curated record. The coding region runs from base 1 to 1017 and encodes 338 amino acids. The transcript has 4 exons. NCBI's taxonomy places the organism in Eukaryota, Fungi, Ascomycota, Eurotiomycetes, Eurotiales, Aspergillaceae.
AUGUCAUCGAUCACGCAUGUGCUUACACGCUACGCCACCGAAUUUGCGAUCCCACCCUUGGUUUUCCUCUUCACCUUCCUUGCCUUUGCUUUUGCACUCAUCUUGGUCGAUUACACCUGCAACCAUGUGAUCGUGACGCUGGCCGCGAUCGAGGAUGCCGACCCGAGUCCCUCCAUCCGCCUCGAAAGCGCACAUGACGAUGAUCCCGAGAUUGUAGAUCCGUUCACUUCGAGGGUAAAGCCCAUCACGUGGGGAUUGCGCUCAGCCAUCAAGCACCUCCGCGCCCGUGGUGGAGGAGAAGGAGGAGGAGAAGGAGGAGGAGAAGGAGGAGGAGAAGGAGGAGGAGAAGGAGGAGGCGGGCUCAUCGUUUCAUGCUUGCAUGGAUUCCGCAUGGAUUCCGCAUUGGAGUUCCUCGCGCGGAUGUGCCUGGCCACCGUGCAGAUGGCCUGGGUCCACGUGAUCAUCGCGGACCGAUCCCCGCGCGGCGCCAGAUCUCGGCAUACGCGGGGCCUCCUCGGGUACUGGCCGUCGAUCGCCCCGGCGGCGGCGCUGCAGAAUGCCCUCGUGUGCGUGUCGUACACGAUGUAUCUCGUGGCGGUGCCGGCUGGCAGCUGGGCCUUUGUGAGUGUGGCGGGUGUCGCGCAGGGGCAUCUGGCCUUGGGGGGCCAUCUCCGGUUUGUGGUGGUUGUUCUCAUCCCGGCGAUACUCUCCCUGCUGGUCACCCUGCCCGCGAGAGUGGUCUUCGUGCGCGUGGCCGCCUCCAUGCUCCCCGAGGAGGAUGUGCCCUUCGUGCCCUUCGAUCGCUGGUUUGAUGGCAAGGUGGGGCCCGAGGUUGGAGGCACCGGUGAAAGGCUUGGCAUCAAGGAUGCCUGGACCACCGUCGCACGGCCUUUUUGGGUGCGCUGCUUCAAGAUCACUCUCAAGGCGCUGGGUAUGGAGGUCGUGGUGGUCGUGGCUGGGAUCUUGGUCAUGAUCGGCGAAAUGUUUUUGGUUCAACUGGCAGGGGCCGGCUUCUAG